AUGGCUACCAUCAACAUCCGCAGCGAUAUCAAGGACCCCUUCUACCGGUAUAAGAUGGAGAGGCUCCAGUCCAAGAUUGAAGGCAAAGGAAACGGCAUCAAGACUGUCAUUGUCAACCUGAGCAGCGUCGCCCAGUCUCUCGCACGCCCUGGUUCUUAUGUCAUCAAGUACUUUGGCUUUGAGCUAGGAGCUCAGACCAAUAACAACCCCGCUGAUGAUCGCUGGAUCAUCAACGGUGCCCACGAGGCCUCCAAGCUCCAGGACUACCUUGUUGGUUUUAUCAACAAAUUCGUUCUCUGCAAGAAGUGCAAGAACCCCGAAACCGAAGUGGUUAUCAAGGACGGUAGUAUUGUCCUCGAUUGCAAGGCCUGCGGUGAACGGUCCGACGUCGACCUCCGCCUCAAGCUCAGUGGGUUCAUUCUUAAGACCCAGCCAAAGAAGGGCAAGAAGGACAAGGCCGAGAGAAAGGCUGCACGCAAAGCCAGAGAGAACGGAAACGGCGAGGUGAAAGAAAAUGGUAACGGCCACGGCAGUGGCGGGGAAAAUAUUUCUGAGAACGGAUCAAACGGCGACGACGUUGCCAUCGAGGCAGGCAGUGAUGAUGAACUCACUCGCCGAAUCAACGCCGAGGCUCAGGUGCUCGACGAGGAAAUCGAAGCCAAUGAUCAUGAGUGGACUGUUGAUAUGUCUGAUGAAGCUGUCAGAGCUCGUCAGAUGCAACUUCCAGAGGACCUCAAGCAGAAGCUCGUCCUCGGCGAUGAUGAUGAUGAAGAAGGUGAAAACGGUGGCAUCUCCAAGUAUGACCAGCUCGGCACCUGGAUUACCAGUGAGGUUGAAGUGAAGGGUGGAGUCGACAAGCUAGAUGAUGUUGCAAUCUAUCUCAAGGCUAAGGAGCUGGGUAUUGAGACUAAGCACCGUACCCUCCUAGUCUUGGUAUCGACCAUCUUCGAUGAUAACAUGGCCAAGCAAGUGGCUAAGCGUGCUGCAAUGCUCAAAAACGUUGGGACUUCCGAAAAGCACCAGAAAUCUAUUCUUGGAGGUGUGGAGCGGUUCAUCGGUCUCCGCGCCAAAGAGAAGCCAGAUAUCUACGAGCAGACCUCGAAGAUCCUUGUGUCCCUCUACAACGCUGAUCUACUUACCGAGGAUAUCAUCAUCAAAUGGGGCACUAAGGCCAGCAAGAAAUACAUUGAUAUCGCCACUAGCAAGAAGGUCCGAAAGUCCGCUGAGCCUUUCCUUCAAUGGCUUGCGGAGGCCGAGAGCGACGAUGACGAUGGAGACUCCGAGUAG
Venustampulla echinocandica is the source of this 1287-nucleotide messenger RNA. RefSeq lists its product as uncharacterized. Gene Ontology annotation, molecular function: eukaryotic initiation factor eIF2 binding; translation initiation factor activity; GDP-dissociation inhibitor activity. The transcript has 2 exons. Bases 1 to 1287 code for a protein of 428 amino acids. Gene Ontology annotation, cellular component: cytosol. Gene Ontology annotation, biological process: translational initiation; formation of translation preinitiation complex; formation of cytoplasmic translation initiation complex. NCBI's taxonomy places the organism in Eukaryota, Fungi, Ascomycota, Leotiomycetes, Helotiales, Pleuroascaceae. The record is from RefSeq and is a predicted model, not a curated record.